Panthera uncia (snow leopard) is the source of this 6341-nucleotide messenger RNA. RefSeq names its product DEAD-box helicase 42 (gene DDX42). Gene Ontology annotation, molecular function: RNA helicase activity; nucleic acid binding; ATP binding. Lineage: Eukaryota; Metazoa; Chordata; Mammalia; Carnivora; Felidae. The record is from RefSeq and is a predicted model, not a curated record. The transcript is spliced from 14 exons. Bases 3125 to 5440 code for a protein of 771 amino acids.
AAUUUUUUAACUAAGAAGAUUAUAAAUUGAACCCUAUGGUAAUUCAGAGCCCUUGUCCUAAAUCCCAUUGGUGCUUUGUGGUAGAGCUGGGACCAUAUUUUUUCUUGCUUAGUAGUCCUGAGAACCUAGCUCUUUCCAGUAAAUCAUGCUACCUUUCCCCUCCUUUGGCAAGUUCUGUUCAUCUUUGUAGUAUUUUUUUGUGUCUGUUCCUUUCUGCUUCCACUAUAGUCAGUGUGCUUUACACUUUCAUUACCUCUUGCCUGAUCUAAAUUUUCUCCCUGUUUUAGGCUUUCUGUUCUCCCAUUUAUGUGGUAUACAAAAACAGAGUAAUUAGACUAAAGCAUGUUGCUUAUGGUGUUAUUCCUCUUACUUAAAAACUGUCGCUUCGUUGCUUAUGAAAUAAAGUCCUUCCAGGUUUCUCAUUUACUUGUAACCUAAGACUUAAGCCAGAUAUCCUCUCUAAGAAAGGAGGGAAGAGAGAAUCCAAUAUAGAUAUUUUUGUUUGGCCUAGAUACUGCUUUUUAAACAUGUGGGCCAGAAUUUUUAAGAUCAGGAGAUUUUGUCUAAAAGUGCAGACUCUUGAAAAGUGGACACUGGCAGUAUUAAGCCUGCAUUUUGCAUGGCAAAAAUAGGCUUGUGCUGAGCAAAUGGUUGCCUCCUUUAGAUAGGGCUCACUUUUUCUGGUUCACCUUAGUUCUAUCAGUCUGUUUUAUCUUCCUGACUUUGAGGCUGCCACUUAGAACUGUUUAUCAUCACACUCGUGUUGUAGUUUUCUUACGGUGGAGAAAUAUUUUUCUGAGCUUAGGUCUCUUGUCAAAUAUCAGAAAAUAAAAGACUCAGGGCCAUGUGAUUGAUACAGGAAAAAUUAGAGCUUGCUUCUUUAGAAUAUUCCUGCUUGUUAAAAUGCAAACAAAGCAUGUCUAUACCUAAAGAAAAAAAACUUUUCUUAUCCUGGUUUACUUCCUACCGAUUGUCAGAUUGGUACCCAUUACUCAGUUUCCCAUCUUUGAUUUAGAAUAACCCCAAUUACUUGCCUCUUAAAGAAUAUGCACUUUAUAAGUAGCUGAGCCGGAAUCAGUUCCAAAUCUCAUAUUCUUUUCUGCUGUGUCAUUCUGUAUCUGAGUUCUUGUAGUACUGUAUUUCUGCCAUAACACUUACCAGAACUAUUCAGAACUUUCACGUGCUUUGCAACAUGGUAACAAUUUAGUAAGUAUGUUAAGCUGUUCUCUCUGCAAGUAAAGGCGAUAAAUGGUUUGUCAUGUUUGGGGUGUCUUAUAUGUAUAUGUAUCUUUCUCCCCCCCCAUCUUCUUGACGUAUGGACAUUUCCCAAAGGGCUGUUUCUCAUUAUAUCUUGCAAUCCCUAAUGGUGAAUAAGUAAAAUCAUUUGUUGAUUUUCUCAGUUUUAAUUCAGAUUUAAAUUUUUAGUAACGCAAGUUGGUGUAACCCUUUUUGAGUGGAAGUAUCCAAGAAUGGCCCAGUUUCUCCUGUUUGGCAUUUCAAGUAGUUGAAGCUGUAGGAGGGUAAAUCUUUUUGACAUGGCAUCAUUCUUCUGGGUGUUUUUUGGGAUAGUGUUGGAAAGGGUUUUGCUGAUUUUAGGAUAGAGAGACUGGAUAUUGUCUGAUCUUGGAGAGAGUGUUGUUGCCACAAUAUUGCAUUAAUCCUUGAUCUCAGGUAUAUUCUGUUCUGGAAAGUGUAAACUUUUCUAGUGUUUGAACUCACGAUGAAGAUGUAUUUUUAGCAAGUGUUUCAAAAAAAAAGAUUCAUGUGGGCUUAAAAAAAUAUGUCCUGUGUUUGUGGCCCUUUCCUUAUGUUACAUUAUGUCAUUUUCACUUCAGUUACAGUCUCGAGUAUAGUGUAUGUCUGUCUCAGUUCCUUAAAAAGUAGAUUUGUUUGUAUGUAGUAUUUCAUUUUAGAAUAACUCCUCUUUAUCGGGAACAUUUGAUUAGAUAGAACACCUGACCAUGCUAGGUUAUAGUUAGUGACAGUUUUUUAAAUCACAGAAAUCAGAAAAACUUGCUUUGUAACAAGAAGCAGUAGUGCAAGGAUGUGUUUAACCUUGGGGAAAAUUACUUAAUUCUUCUGACCUUGAUUUUCACAUGUAUAAAACAGGGAGUUAGAUCAGUGAUUAUCACUUUGCUGUAUACAAGACUUGCCUGUGAAAAAUGUGAAGUACACGCAUUUAACUCCAUCUCCAAGGAUUCUGAUUUGGUAGAUUCAGAGCAGUGUUUUCCCAACCUCAGGACUUUGGCAUUUGGGGUUUGCUAAUUUGUUAUGGGGGCCGUCCUGUGUAUUGUAGGAUGUUUAUCAGUAUCUGUGGCCUUUACCCACUAGAUACUGGUAACAACCCCCCCUGUUUCCCACUCCCUCCACCCAGAAGCAACCAGAAAUGUCUCCAGACAUUGCCAAAUGGUGAGAACAGUUUUUCCAAAGUCAGAUCCAGAAAUUUGCAUUUUUUUUUUUUUUUUUUUUACUAACUCCAUUGGUAGUUUGAUGUAAAAGGUCUUAAGCUAUGCUUUGAGAAAGGCUAAUUUGCCUGAAUUUAAGGCGUUUUACAGCCACAAUUCAUUUUUUUAAAGAGUAACCAAUCAGGGAAUUUUUUUCUAAUUUUUCCAUGUAUGCAAUGCAGUCCAUAUAUAACCAAGAUUUUAGAACAUUUCUCUUUGAAAAAAUAAUUGUUAGGUGCCUAGAUGGCUCAGUUGGUUAAGAGUCUGACUUUUGAUUUCAGCUCAAGUCAAGCUCUCAGAGUUUGUGAGUUUAAGCCCCACAUCGAGCUCUGCACUGACAGCGCAGAGCCUGCUUGGGAUUCUCUCUCUCUCUCUCUCUCUCUCUCUCUCUCUGCCCCUCCCCUGCUUUCUGUCUUUCAAAAUAAAUAAAUAUUUUAAAAAUUGUCAAAAGUGCACUUUGAUUGCGUCAAGAUAUAAUUGUCAAAAUGCAUAGCCAAAACUGUGAUGUCACUAGUUCAAAUCUAAAAAUUCUUUAUAAAGAAAUUCCCUUCGUAAUGUUUUUAGUGGAUAUGAUUCCAUACAGGUUUUUUGUUUCAUUAGGAUCAGGCAGCUAGAGACAUGAAGAGGCUUGAAGAAAAGGACAAGGAAAGAAAAAACGUAAAGAAGCUUAUUUUCGGUACAUGGCAGAGAACCCAACUGCUGGUGUGGUUCAGGAGGAAGAAGAAGAUAAUUUGGAAUAUGAUAGUGAUGGAAAUCCAAUUGCACCUUCCAAGAAAAUCAUUGAUCCUCUUCCUCCCAUUGAUCAUUCAGAGAUUGACUAUCCACCAUUUGAAAAAAAUUUUUACAAUGAACAUGAAGAGAUAACCAACCUCACCCCUCAGCAGCUAAUAGAUCUCCGUCAUAAGCUCAAUCUUCGGGUCUCUGGUGCUGCACCUCCUAGACCAGGAAGUAGUUUUGCUCAUUUUGGGUUUGAUGAACAACUUAUGCACCAGAUUCGGAAAUCUGAGUACACACAGCCCACUCCAAUACAGUGCCAGGGCGUGCCUGUGGCGUUAAGUGGUAGAGACAUGAUUGGUAUUGCCAAAACAGGCAGUGGAAAAACGGCCGCCUUUAUCUGGCCGAUGUUGAUUCAUAUAAUGGACCAGAAGGAACUGGAACCAGGUGAUGGACCGAUUGCAGUGAUCGUGUGUCCUACUAGGGAGCUUUGCCAGCAGAUCCAUGCAGAAUGUAAGCGGUUUGGGAAAGCGUAUAAUCUUCGAUCAGUGGCCGUGUAUGGAGGAGGGAGCAUGUGGGAGCAAGCCAAGGCUCUUCAGGAAGGGGCAGAGAUUGUUGUGUGUACCCCAGGUCGGCUGAUUGAUCACGUGAAGAAGAAAGCUACCAAUCUUCAAAGGGUCUCUUACCUUGUGUUUGAUGAAGCAGAUCGCAUGUUUGACAUGGGAUUUGAGUACCAGGUGCGAUCCAUAGCAAGUCAUGUCCGUCCUGACAGACAGACCCUCUUAUUCAGUGCAACUUUUCGGAAAAAGAUUGAAAAACUGGCCAGAGACAUCCUGAUCGACCCUAUUCGUGUGGUGCAGGGAGACAUUGGCGAGGCAAAUGAAGAUGUGACACAGAUAGUGGAGAUUCUUCACUCUGGGCCUAGUAAAUGGAACUGGCUUACCCGGCGUCUGGUGGAAUUUACCUCUUCAGGAAGUGUCCUCCUGUUUGUUACUAAAAAAGCCAAUGCUGAAGAGCUAGCCAAUAACCUUAAGCAGGAGGGUCAUAAUCUUGGGCUGCUUCAUGGGGACAUGGAUCAGAGUGAAAGAAACAAAGUCAUUUCAGACUUUAAGAAAAAGGACAUCCCAGUCCUGGUGGCCACAGAUGUUGCAGCCCGUGGUCUGGAUAUUCCUUCAAUUAAGACCGUCAUUAACUAUGAUGUGGCACGAGACAUUGAUACUCAUACUCACAGGAUUGGCCGCACAGGACGAGCGGGUGAGAAGGGCGUGGCGUAUACCUUGCUGACCCCCAAGGACAGCAAUUUUGCUGGUGACCUUGUCCGGAACUUGGAAGGAGCCAAUCAACAUGUUUCCAAGGAACUCCUAGAUCUAGCAAUGCAGAAUGCCUGGUUUCGGAAAUCCCGCUUUAAAGGAGGCAAAGGCAAAAAGCUGAACAUUGGUGGAGGUGGCCUAGGCUACAGGGAGCGGCCUGGCCUAGGCUCAGAGAACACGGACCGAGGAAAUAACAACAAUGUAAUGAGCAAUUAUGAGGCCUACAAGCCCUCCACAGGAGCCAUGGGAGAUCGGCUGACGGCCAUGAAAGCAGCUUUCCAGUCACAGUACAAGAGUCACUUUGUUGCUGCCAGCUUAAGCAACCAGAAGGCAGGAAGCUCUGCUGCUGGGGCAAGUGGAUGGACUAGUGCAGGGAGCUUGAAUUCUGUUCCAACUAAUUCAGCCCAACAGGGCCAUAACAGUCCAGACAGCCCCAUUGCCAGCGCCGCCAAGGGCAUCCCAGGCUUUGGCAACACCGGGAACCUCAGCAGUGCUCCAGUGACCUACCCUUCCACUGGAGCCCAGGGAGUCAACAACACAGCUUCAGGGAAUAACAGCCGAGAAGGGCCUGGGGGAGGCAACGGGAAGAGAGAGAGAUAUACUGAAAACCGGGGUGGCAGCCGCCACAGUCACGGAGAGAGUGGCAAUCGGCAUGGCGACAGCCCACGUCACGGAGAUGGUGGUCGCCAUGGAGAUGGAUACCGCUACCCAGAAAGCGGCAGCCGUCAUGCUGAUGGUCACCGUCACGGGGAGAACAGACAUGGAGGAGGUGGAGGCCGACAUGGAGAGAGCCGAGGCGCAAACGAUGGUCGGAACGGUGAAAGCAGGAAAGAAGGUUGCAAUCGUGAGAGCAAGGUGGACCCCAAGGUGGACAGCAAGAUGGACAAGAUGGACAGCAAGACAGAUAAGACAGCUGACGGUUUUGCUGUCCCCGAGCCACCCAAGCGCAAGAAAAGUCGAUGGGACAGUUAGAGGGUAUGUGCUGAAGUGUGGAAUCAAUUGUCUUUAAUUUUAUUUUUAGAAAGAUUUUUGGUAACUAGGUGUCUCAGGGCUGGGUUGGGGCCCACGGUAUAAGGACCCCCUGCCCUUAGUGGAUAGCUGGAGCUUGGAGACAUUACCCUUUCAUCUGGAUCAGUUUUCAGAUGUCUUCUUAGCAAGCUGCUUUGGUCCUUGGAAGCAGCGAGCGCUGGGAACUUCCUUUUGGGCUCUGGGUGAGUUGUCAAGGUCAGUUGGGAAUACCUUGGAAGAAAGGGCCUUCUAGGGCACAAAACUCACUCUAGGUUUAUAUUAUAUGUAGCGUAUAUUUUUUACUAAACUGUCACCUUAUAAACAUCUACAAAUAAAAUUCCUUUUCUUAGCUGUGUGGCCAGGCAGUCCCUUUUAGGAGUUGGCUUUCUGCAAACCCAACCCACUGAAGUGUUUGUUAGAGAUUUGGGGAAGCAUUUUGGUGCUUCUAGACUUUGCAGGGAAGGGAGAUGUCUGAUUCUAAGCGGGAGUCCAUGGUCAGGUUCCCCAGCCAGGUUUGUAUCCAGUCCCGAGACAGGAAGCAGCAGCCGCCUGCCAGACCCAGAACCUCUGCCCUUCAAGAGGAAAAGAUGAUCCUGGAAACAAGACUGCUCCAGGUCUGAAGUGUUGCUAAAUUUAAACAAAAACUCUGACAGCUUUUAAAGUGUCUUCUAUUUCAUUGUAUUUUUUUUUUAACUUGCCACAAUGGUAGAAAAAUCUUUUGCUGAAAUGAUUUUGAUGAUUUUUGUUCUAUCUUGUUUAUAAAAGGAAAAGAAAUAUACAUCCUUCGAAUUUUGUGACUUUGUGAAGGUUUCUUUAAGAUGUGCAUUCCUUUCUGCUUGCUCUAGUAAAUGUUUUACUACUGGGA